UAUUAAAACCUACUUUCCAGAGAUUGUUUCCUUGUCUCUGUAUUUGGCAAAGUUAGUUGCUGAUCAGCUCGAUGUGAUUGAAAAAAAAAACCAAACCAACAAAGCACAAUCCAGCCACUUUCAGUCUUCAUUAAAGCCCAUCAUUUUCUCCCUGCUUUGUGCUCCUGGUCAUUACAGGUGGGACUGUGGAAGAGCCAUGCCAGCCAUAGAGAAGGAGGAUCCUGCUUCAUAGGGAGGAAGAGACCAUUAACACAGAAGCACGCCCAGACCAAGUGCCUCCAAAGUGUCCUGGAGGAAAUGGAGCUCAUGCGGAGCUCCAGGGAUGGGCAGAUUGAAGAAGCCAUCAGGUUCAGCCAGGAGCUGGAGAAGGAGCUGAAGAGCUCUCAGGAAGCUCUGGUCAGCCUGGAAGAUUGCAACCGUAACCUGAAGAGGGAGCAGGCAGAGACGAGGAGGAAGGUGGAAGAGGCCAGACACGCUGUCCUGAACAGUCUUGGCAAAGUGAAGGAGCUGGAAGUGAGAGCUAAGGAGGUGCCACAUCUGCAAAUACACAUCCAGCAGCUGGAAUCACAACUGCAGCACUACAGGUCGGAACUGGAGCGAUGCCAGCUGGCCCAGCAGAGCAGUCCCGAGCAGCAGCAGCAGCAGCAGCAGCAGCAGCAGCAGCAGCAGCAGCAGAGCAGCCCUGAGCAGCAGCAGCAGCAGGAGCAGCAGGAGGGAGCAGCCGUGCCCGGGGGCACCCGCGGAGCGUCCGUGGCACCGCCAGGCACCGCCGACCACGCAGAGGAGCAGCUCUUCCGCUCCGUGGAGGGCCAGGCUGCCUCGGACGAGGAGGAGGAGCAGUGGCCAGGGGGCCACGGGAAGAGGAUCCUGGCCAAGCUGCCUUGCUGUGGCAGUGGAUGUGAUGAAAAGACGUGGAGAAAGCUGCUGUCCUACCUGGAGACCACCAGCACUGAGGGAAAGGACUCUGUGGGGCUCUCGGGGACAAUCUGCCCCCUCAGAGAGCAGCCAGAACUCAAGGGCCACCAAGAGAAAAAACUGGAAACAAGCAUGGAAGAGGUAACAGGUGCCAAGCAGAGUGUGAAAGAGCUGUUUAUGCAUCUUUGGGGAGCUGCAUCUAUGUGUAUGAAGGGCCCCUGGCUCGGAGAGCUGCAGCAGAAGGUGGAGGAGACAGAAAUGCUGAAGAUGGAGCUGCAGAUGCUGGAGACAGAGAGGGUUCGGCUGUCCCUGGUGGAAGAGAAGCUCCUGGAUGUUCUGCAGCUUCUCCAACAGCUCCGAGACUUGAACAUUUCGAAGCGAGCCCUGGGGAAAAUCCUGCUGAGCACUUUGGAAUCCUGCCGUGACCCCCAGCCUGGCAAAGCCCAGCUGUUGGAAGUGCUAGACACCCUUCAGCAGGAGCUGGCAGCCUGUGAACUGUUGCACAAGCAGCCCUUGGAGCAGGCACAGAGCCCACGGUCCCUUUCCAACCCCCUGGUGAUUUCCUGCUGAGCCCAGGAAGCCCCAGAUCAGCUGGAAGGAGGAAUGAGGGACAUUUGUCCAGCUCAGCCACGCCUGGACUGGCCAGAAGCAAGGAGUGACCCAAGGGAGGAGCAGCAGCCCUGGGCUGGGCACAGUCCUGCCUUACCUGGACUGCAAAGCCCAGCCCUGGCAUGCCCCUGGGACUGGGCUGGCACCCAAAUGUGCCCACCACACCCACCUGACCCACAGGGAUUACAGCUCUGCAAAACUGGGACUGGACUGGCACCAAACUGUGCCCACCACCUUCACCUGACCCACAGGGAUUACAGCUCUGCAAAACUGGGGCUGGACUGGCACCAAACUGUGCCCACCACACCCACCUGACCCACAGGGAUUACAGCUCUGCAAAACUGGGGCUGGACUGGCACCAAACUGUGCCCACCACCCUCACCUGACCCACAGUGAUUUACAGCCCUGGCUAUGCAGGGGCUGGGCACAGUUUGCAGCCUUUGUGGAAGCCCCACUCCAAAGCCAAGGCAGCCUGUGUUUUCCCUGGAUUUGUUAAUCCCUUACCCUGCAGGUGACAAACACACCCAGGAGUGUGUGCCAGCAGUGCAGGUUUUAAGGGCUUUGUGUUUCUCACUCAGUUAUUCACUUUAUUUAACUCUGAAGCUAGAUUUUUUUAUUGCUUUGCUGAAUUUUAUAUUUGCAGUUAUAGAGAUGCCUUAGGAAUAUGCAACAGCUUUUCCUGACAACAGUCAGAUUUUACAUAAGAAGUUAAAUUUAAGUGCUUGAAGAAGGUCCAAAGCAAUCUUGUUCCCAGGCUCUCAGGGAAAGGAAGGGCUGGAAAAUUCACUUUGCUGUCACUCUGUGUUAGCAAACAACUUGUGCAGUGCACAAGUAAUUUCUAAAUUUUAAUUUCCCUCAGUGCAGCUGCAGAGACACAAAAUUAGGCCCCACAUGGAGGCCAAUUAAUGUAAAGAGCUGGGUCUAAUCAUGGUGCCGUGGUAUGUUUUAAUCAGCAAUAAAAUAAUUCCUGAGGCAAAAGUAAAAAAAAAAAAAAAUAGUUUUCUUCCAAGGUGCUUUUGUUGUGUCAUUCACCUGCCAAACAGGGGCAGAGUUCCUAAAAGCCAGCUGAAUUUAUGUUACUGAAAAGAUGCACUGUGGAUCUUUGAAGAAUGUGAUUUGCCUGAGAGAAUGCCAGUGAUGAAAUACGACCAUUCAACUGUAUGGGUAUGAAUUUUUGCCAGGAAAAAGGUUUUCAUACAGGAAUAAGGUCCACAGUGCAAGCUGGGGAAUAAAAUUUCCAUCCCUUUCCACACUGUGUGGCUCACACACACCUCCACUGAAAAUUGUGGCACCUUUGAGCCAUAAUAGGAACAAAAAUUUGUAUUACUUUAAUUUCAUUUUAAAGGAGAGAACAAAAGGUGUUAUGCAAACAAUGAAACAAACUCUGUCCAGUGGUGUUUUACCUCGUUGGGUUUUUUUUUAUUUUGGGGGGUUUUUGUGGUUUAGCAGAGGAAGAUUGUAAGAAUAGGUCUAUAUUGUUAAUGUACAUUUUUCUCAAAGAUACAUUAGACAGGAUAUUUAUACAUAGAACAAUAUUCACCCUUCAAGAAAGAAAACUGUCUCUUAAUGCUAAAUAUAUUACUAACAAAAUACCAGAGCAUAAUAUAUGGUUAGUGAGUAUAUAUUGAGGCACAUGCUAGGAUUAUAUCCAGAAACAGCCUCUAGUUGUGCUACAAGUAAAAGUUUAAAUGAGCAGAAAUCAGAUCUCUGCUUGGCUUCAUUUGCUAAAAAUCCCAUGAAGUAUCAGCUUUUGUUGUGUGCAACUCUCAGACUUUCCCAGGAAUGUGGCAGAGGUGUAAGGAGGGAAAAUGCCAGGAAAUGAUGAAAUGAGCCUGAUCUGUGUGUUCAGGAGCAAGAUUCUAAUGCAGGCACACACCUGGCUCUGGAUUCUAAUUUACUGCAGGGUUCUUGCAGCAUUUGGAUUUGUCACCACCUGGAUCCUUUCUCCUGUUCCCAUGUCCCCCAAACCUGGAGUCUGUUUCUCACACACUUUGUAUUUCCUUAGAUCCCCACCAACUCACUUUUAGUUUAUUCAUUUUCUAUUAAACCUGCAAACUGGCUCUAAAAAGAAGCUUGGGUAUUUUUCCCCCUGACCUCCACCAUGAAGUUUUUGGGGUUUUUUCCACAAAUGAUUUGACUUCAUCCUCAAUGUCCCUUCCCCUCCCAACGCCCUCUUCACUUCCCAUUUGGCAAAUUUCUCCUCUGAGGGGUUCACAUUUCUAGCACAAAUGGCAUUUUUCAAGGAGAGUUUCCUCCUCACAUGAUUUUUUUGUUUACAGGAGGCACUAACUAUUAAAUUAAAGCCCACCUGAUCUGUAAAUUUGUUUAAUAAUUAUCCCAUUUAUUUUUGAAGCUCUCUCUGGAGUAUUUGGCAGUGAGGACUCGUCACAGCUGUUACUCUGAGUCACAGAAUUUUUGCAGCAGAGUGGCCUUGUCCAGCCAGAGCUGCUCUGAGGGGUUCAGUGCAUCUGUGCACACUUUGGCAGGAAAAAACCCUGGAAUUCAAACUCCUCCCUUCCAGGAUACUGUCCUUAAUCUGUACAUGGUGAUGGAAGGAGCUGGGAUUAGGAGGAAAGGAGCACUUUUAAAAUAAAAAUGGAAUAAAAUGGAAUUGCUCAGUGUGAGAGUGACACUAAACCUUCACAGGGUGCAUGUGACAUGUGGCAUUACCAGCCCCAGGGCCGCUCUCAGAUUUAUAAUUUCAUGGCGUUUAAGACACUGAAUCCGUUGGUAUUUACACUGUCUUAUUGUCUUAAUAAUUUUAUGUAUAAUUCCCCAAGAUACAAAAGCUAUAGAGUGUGUUUCCUAGUGUGAAAUUUAAUUAAAAUCAUCCUUAUGUCCUUAA
This is a messenger RNA of Haemorhous mexicanus (house finch), 4369 nucleotides long. RefSeq names its product EF-hand and coiled-coil domain-containing protein 1-like. The transcript has 7 exons. The record is from RefSeq and is a predicted model, not a curated record. The coding region runs from base 298 to 1485 and encodes 395 amino acids. Lineage: Eukaryota; Metazoa; Chordata; Aves; Passeriformes; Fringillidae.